This is a messenger RNA of Habropoda laboriosa, 1110 nucleotides long. Its product is annotated as lysocardiolipin acyltransferase 1-like. Gene Ontology annotation, molecular function: acyltransferase activity. The record is from RefSeq and is a predicted model, not a curated record. The transcript is spliced from 4 exons. The coding region runs from base 1 to 1110 and encodes 369 amino acids. Gene Ontology annotation, cellular component: endomembrane system. Lineage: Eukaryota; Metazoa; Arthropoda; Insecta; Hymenoptera; Apidae.
AUGCGUGGACUUUUACGUGGUACUUUAUACUGUGCAUUAUGGUAUGGCAGCAUAGUGGCUGGUUUUUUAUUUAUUGCUUGCCCUAUGUUACCACUGUUAUUCUUUAGUCCUCCAAAGUUUCGAAAAUGCGGUGAUCUUUUACUUUCUUGUUGGGAACUUUAUUCCGCAGCUCUUUUAAAAGUAUUUGGUGUAAAAAUUUUUGUAUCAGGAGAUCAUAUAUCUCCAAAUGAAUCUGCUGUUCUUGUAAUGAAUCAUAGAACACGAGUAGAUUGGAAUUUUUUAUGGGCUGCUAUGUAUCAGGCAUGUUUACCCAAUGUAGCAACUCAUAGAUUAAAAUUUGUUUUAAAGGAUCCUAUACGACAUAUUCCUGGACCAGGGUGGAUAAUGCAAAUGAAUGGUUUCCUUUAUAUAACUCGUCGCUGGGAAGAAGAUCAAAGCCGAUUGUCACGAACGCUAGAUUAUUUAGUAGCUCUUGAUAGGCGUUCUCAAUUACUUAUAUUUCCUGAGGGUACUGAUCUGACAAAAAGUAGCAAGGAAAAAUCAGACAAAUAUGCCUCAAAGCAUGUUCUACCACAGUAUUCUUUUACUCUUCAUCCAAAGACAACAGGUUUUAGUUAUUUAGUUCGGCAUCUUCAACAAGCAAGUUAUCUCGAUGCUGUUUAUGACUUAACGAUUGCUUAUCCUGAUUAUAUUCCACAAUCUGAGUUAGAUUUAUUCAAAGGGAAAUUACCGAAUGAAGUACAUUUCCACAUUAAGCGAAUACCAUCGUCGGAUAUGCCUAAACACGAUUUGACAUUAAGACGGUGGUUAGAAGAAAGAUGGUUUAACAAAGAAGAAGUCUUAAAACAAUUUUAUCAGAAAAAAACUUUCUCUACUGAAGUUUGGCCAUUGACAAGACUGUGUCCUUUACAAAUUGCAUUUGGUUUUUGGAGCAUUUUAACAGGUGCUGCAGCGCUUUUACUUAUUAUUUCACCAUUAUUCCAAUUAUGGGCAUUGAUACAUUCAAUGUUUUUCGUUGCUCUAUCAUUUUUCACUACUGGUUUCAAUCAACUUGAAAUGGGAUGGUAUUGGCGUUGGAAAACGCAUUUUCUUAAAAGAAAAUGUAGUUAA